Messenger RNA from Pundamilia nyererei, 2869 nucleotides. It is a transcript of the gene syt9a, whose product is annotated as synaptotagmin IXa. The record is from RefSeq and is a predicted model, not a curated record. Gene Ontology annotation, cellular component: dense core granule; exocytic vesicle; plasma membrane. Bases 607 to 2298 code for a protein of 563 amino acids. Gene Ontology annotation, molecular function: calcium-dependent phospholipid binding; calcium ion binding; clathrin binding. The transcript has 7 exons. Gene Ontology annotation, biological process: calcium-ion regulated exocytosis. Lineage: Eukaryota; Metazoa; Chordata; Actinopteri; Cichliformes; Cichlidae.
GUGGAGGGGAAAAAAGCAAAAAAAACCAUGUCAUUCUCUGAUUGGCCAUGUGCGGGCACGUAAAACCACACCAGCCUCAUCGGAGCAAAGAAUAGAGGCAUGCUAUCGGUAUUAGUGCUGGCGAAUCCAGCUAUUUCUCACUGUAGUGAAGUGCUGCUCAACUUUCCCGGCGAUCGAUACUGUUCGAAACCUUAAAGAUAACGGAUUACGGCCAACCGGACCGCCUUGUGCAAAGACACUCCGUGCACACAUUUUCAGCACGUUGGACAGCGCACGGCGCCGCAGAGGCGGUGCGCGGAUUCAACCGGUGGCUUUCAACGAGCAGAGUGAAGACCAGAGUGGACCGUUUGACUAAAUGCUGUACAAAAACUCUUUUUACGUCACAUGUCUGAUAGGAUUUUUCUGCUUUCUGCACUUGGACUAGUGUUUUUCUCGUUCUUCCUAAUACACGGUGUCUUUGUCGAUUCCAUCGUGUGGGAAGGCGUGCCGAGAGUGGCUGACUCUUGAAGCUGUGUGCUGAGUAGCGUGGAAUAGGUGACUGUCAGGCGGGAGGAGUGGUGUGGUGGUGCCUAAGAAACCUUCCCUUUAUAAGGAUGCUGGUGGGAAAUGCCUGGAGACAGAGAUGACGAGAUUUGUCAAAAGGCGCUCGAACUCUUGUCAGAUCUUUGUUCUAAGGGGGAAGUGCAGAAUGAAAACUGUCGGGAUUUUAUCUACUAUUUCCGAGAUCUCGCCAGACCACGCUACACGGAUUCAGACAUAUCUGUGAGUCUGCUGUCAUUGGUAGUGACUGCCUGUGGCUUGGCCCUCUUUGGGGUCUCCCUCUUUGUUUCAUGGAAGCUCUGCUGGAUACCAUGGAGGGAGCGUGGGCUUUCCCCCACCACCAAGGAAGCCCAUGGGCACCUCAACCCGACUAUGAGCCCUCUGCCAUCACAGUCUGCACCCAGGCAGCCAGUUUACACAGCUGUGGACCCCCCGAUGCACAACCGCCGUGAAUCAUCACAUUGUUCCAUGGCCAGAGAGCCUACUCCCGUGGCAUCUGUUGUUUCAGUGGAGGCUCCGGUGACUCCUGUAUCACCACCACCUGUGGUCAUGGCCACACCAGAGGCAGCUAUGAAGAUCAGCCACACAUCUCCAGAUAUACCACUGGAUGCCCAGAGUAAAAGCAGGGAAAAUGGAGUUCACACUAACCCCCGAAUGCAGAGACAGACCACUGAACCCCCACCUUCUGGAUGCUCAAUGUCUGAAAUAGGUCAAGGGUCCAUUCGUAGACACAUGAACCUCUCUAACCCAGACUUCAACGUGGCCCAGUUCCAAAGGCAGGACUCCCUCACCGGAAUGGGCCUGGGCCUGGGCCGCCUCAAACCCGAGCUCUACAAACAGCGCUCCCUUGAGGGGGACGAAGGAAGUCGAAGAGACGGAGGUUGUGGGCGCCUCCAUUUUAUCCUCAAAUAUGACUGUGAUCUAGAACAGUUAAUAGUUAAGAUCCACAAAGCAGAGGACCUCCCGGCCAAGGACUUCUCCGGUACCUCUGACCCUUAUGUUAAGAUCUACCUGUUGCCCGAUCGAAAGACCAAGCACCAGACAAAGGUGCACCGCAAGACACUCAACCCUGUGUUUGAUGAGGUCUUCCUGUUUCCUGUGGCAUACUCUGAGCUUCCUACACGAAAGCUACACUUCAGUGUCUAUGACUUCGACCGCUUUUCACGGCAUGACAUUAUUGGUCAAGUGGUGGUGGACAACUUCCUGGAUCUGGCAGAUUUCCCCAGGGAGACAAAACUCUGUCGAGACAUCCAGUAUGUCUCCUCGGAUAAUGUGGACCUUGGGGAUCUGAUGUUUUCACUUUGUUACUUGCCUACUGCGGGCAGACUGACCAUUACCAUGAUAAAGGCUCGCAACCUCAAGGCCAUGGAUAUCACUGGUGCAUCUGAUCCAUAUGUGAAAGUUUCACUGAUGUGUGACGGUCGCAGAUUGAAGAAGAGGAAGACAUCAACAAAGAGGAACACUCUGAAUCCAGUCUAUAAUGAGGCCAUUGUGUUUGAUGUCCCUCCAGAAAACAUAGAGCAGAUCAGCCUUUUGAUUGCUGUGAUGGAUUAUGACCGAGUAGGCCAUAAUGAGGUCAUUGGUGUGUGUCGAGUCGGCAAUGAUGCUGACAGCCUCGGUCGAGAUCACUGGAGUGAAAUGCUUACAUAUCCCCGAAAACCUGUCGCCCACUGGCAUCCUCUCGUUGAGUACCAGGGGACCACAGGUAGUAGCCAGGGAGGAUCCUGUAAUUCUCUGAAGACACCUCCUUCUCCGUAGCCAUGAGCAACAAUUCAAAUAAGCCGAAGGCUGUGCUAUAUGUACCUUUGGGCAGAUGUGAUACAGAAUUUUGCUCAUAUAUGGUCCUAGCAUAAAAAAAUAAACACAUGCAUUAAUACCUAUGGAAAAGAAAGACACAAACUGUCUUGAGCUCUGCUCUUUUGGAUCAGUUGCAUGUUGAAUGACUGCAAAGAUGGAUGUUUUUUUUCUAUGAUGUUCCAUAAGAAAAAGAACCAGCACAGGUAGAUAUUUUAGGUCUGAGCUGUUCCUGAGUUUAUAAACUCAUUGCUCUUUUUUAAUAGUCUUGUUACUUGUUUUAAUGAGAUGAGUCUCUGUAAUUGCACAAUGUACUUACAACCAGUUGAACUGCCAUACUGUUCUCUUUUUUUUGGUUGUGAAUUGGUGCAUGAGGUCAUGUUUUGAUGGGAUAUCUUCUACUUGUUUGUUGGUUUUUGUUUCUAUUUUUUUGAAUAGGAUGUAUUGUUCUGUCAGUUGAUGUGCAGUGACAGUUCAUUUUUAGGCAAAAUACCUGUAAGUAAAAGUAUGUUAAAUGUUACGAAUAAAAAUUAUU